Brassica napus (rape) is the source of this 2364-nucleotide messenger RNA. RefSeq lists its product as uncharacterized. The coding region runs from base 1 to 2364 and encodes 787 amino acids. The record is from RefSeq and is a predicted model, not a curated record. Gene Ontology annotation, molecular function: zinc ion binding. Lineage: Eukaryota; Viridiplantae; Streptophyta; Magnoliopsida; Brassicales; Brassicaceae. The transcript has 5 exons.
AUGUAUUAUAAAGUUGAAUACUUAAUAACUGCAAACUAUGUGCGAACAGGGUUAGAGACCGCUAGGAUUGGAUCUCCAGUGGGUCCCCUUAACCCAUCUCCUAGUAUAUUUCGUCAGGCAUUCGCAGAUGAUGGUUUCCCUAGAGAGCAUCAGACCUAUAUACCUAAUUGGGGAGAGGUUGGAGUUGGUCCUGGGUACUGGGAAAACAUGCUAGGUGAAGGUUACGUUUUGCCAAGCUCAAGUGGUAUGAAUGUCCGUGCAAAUGUCAAUGUUAACAGCGUCGGCGAAGGUCUUAAUAUUUCGGUGGCAUCUCCACCGGCGAGACCCACAUAUAUUGUUGAUAUUGAAGGAUCUUCAACAGGCUCUUCAUCUGAUGCAGCGGUUAACAAAAAUGCAGGUCUGGCACCAAGGGAGUGUGGUGUGAGGGAAACAAACGAAAUGCCAAACGUGCAUAUAAUCGACGAGGACCCUUUACCUGCAUAUGGUCGGGCUGAGCCAGAGAAUAUGGUUUACGAGGUGCCCGUCAUCAACGUUGUUGAAGAUGACACUUCUCGCAUCGACAUUGAAGAUACAAGCUCUGAAAUCGCCGGAGGGAAUGGAAACCGUAAGGACUCAAACCUUAAUCCUGAACCAAACGUCUUAUUUGCCGGGAUGGUGUUUAAGAAUAGAGAAGAAUUCAAGCAGCAUAUGGCAAUGUAUGCCAUUAAGAACAAGUUUAGGUUUAGGAAUAGCCGAUCAUGUCCAGAGGGAAUGGUGCUUAGGUGUUUCAGCAGGACGUGCAACUGGCGAGUAUAUGCAGCACUUCUCAAAAACACGCAACUAUAUGAGAUACGCACAGUGGAACUCAGGCAUACCUGCUCGGUUGAUGACAGAUCCGGAUACCAGACACAAGCAACGCACACUGUUAUAGGCGGCAUAAUGAAAGCACAGUUUGCUGGACGAGGAGCAGGCCCGAGACCUAAUGAGAUCAUGCAGGCCAUGCGGGGUAACCAUGACGUCAACAUUUCCUAUUGGAAAGCUUGGAGGUCGCGUGAGUUUGCUUUGGAUUAUGCUAAAGGAACUUGUGGCGCAUCGUACAACCUCCUACCUGCUUAUCUUGAGAAGCUGAUCCAUUCAAAUCCGGGCACAAUCACAGCAAUGCAUACAGAGUACGCUGAAGGGAUAGGCCACAAAUUCAAAUACUUGUUCCUUGCUUUGUCUGCCUGCGUAGAAGGAUACAAGUCAAUGAGGAAGGUGGUGAUUGUGGAUGGUACGCAUUUGAGAGGUAAAUAUGCCGGAUGUUUAUUGACAGCAUCAGCUCAAGAUGGUAAUUAUCAAGUGUUUCCCAUAGCGGUAGCAGUGGUGGAUGGUGAGAACGACAAAGCUUGGGAAUGGUUUUUGAAAAACCUUACACAGUUUAUUCCUAAUGAGGAGGAGGUUGUCUUUGUUUCUGAUAGACAUCCUUCAAUUUACUACGCAAUUGCAAAGGUUUAUCCUCUUGGAAAGCAUUGCGCUUGUAUCCUCCACCUAAAGAGGAAUAUCCGGACACACUUCAAAGACAAGCACCUUGGAUAUCUCGUUGGGAAAGCAGCACGGGCUUACCGUCUUUCGGAGUUCUACAAGACAUUCACCGAGAUAAAAAGGGUAAAUGCAGCGUGUGCUGACUACCUAAUUGGAAUUGGGUUCGAGCACUGGGCAAGGUCGCAUUUCACAGGGGACCGCUACAACGUUAUGACAAGUAACGUUGCGGAGACGUGGAACUCAGUUCUCCGUGAAGCUAGAGAAUUUCCUAUUUUGUCGCUGGUGGAGUACAUAAGAUCAAAGCUGAUGCACUGGUUUUCAUUAAGAAGACAGAUAAAGGCAACAGGAAGCAGCAUAUUAACACCUCGGGUCGUGGAGAUAAUGACGGCUAAUUUUGAAAACAGUGGAGGGUUUAGUGUCAGCUUGGUCGAGACCGGAGAGUAUGAGGUUAAGGAAAGAGAUGGAGAUAUGUAUCAUGUCAGUCUGAACACUAAAACAUGCACAUGCUACGAGUUUCAAACGCUUAUGAUUCCAUGCACACACGCUAUCGCUGCAGCGACAAGGUACAAGGUCCCGGUAGAAACUUUGGCUUGUGAAUAUUAUAGUUUGGCUUACUACAGGGAAGCUUACUCUAUCCCCAUAAAUCCGGUUGUCGAAAUUGAGAAUGUGGAGACCCUGGCAAGCGACGCUUCAGACAACGUCGUCAAAAUCCAUCCUCCAUCAACCAGAAGGCCCCCCGGACGGCCCAGAAAAAGCAGGAUACAAUCUCGUGGGGAAUAUGAGGGCGGAGGAAAGAGAAACACUAAGUGUGGUAGAUGCAAGGGCUUAGGUCACAACCGAGCUACUUGUAAAAUGCCGAUAUAA